UAGGUCACUGUCACUGACAGUGAAUUAGUGAAUUAGUGUGUCACCUCAGCCUUCCCUCCCUCCGCUCUCUCCUUGUCGUGCAGCUCAUAGGGGAGACCUUGAGGCCGGUGUGGGGGCCAAUGGAUAAGUGCUACCCUGUGACCACUCAGAGACGCAGAGUCAAGAUCGGGAAGAAGCAAGCCAAGGCCAUGGCCCCCAAGGCAACGGGAGGACUGAGCGGUGCUGCCCCCAAGGAGGAGACUGAGCUCCGGUCUCAGCAGGAGGGGGAGGUGAGGCCCCCAGGGGCGGAAGCCGCCGGCCCCGCUGUGAAGGAGGUGGCUGAGGAAGAGGCAGCAGGGACCCCAGGCUGGGAGGAGAACACGAAGGUCCAAAAGGAGGUGGCGGUACACCCUUCCGAGGCCUCUGCGGUGGGGAGCAAGGACGAGAGGCCUGGGGGCUGGGUCCCCCGGCUCCUGAGGAAGCUCUGGCUGCACUGGGUCCCAGCCGCUGACAUGCCAAAGACGCAGAACCACGAAUGACCGAAGAGCCAAUAAACCCAGAGACUUGCU
Leptonychotes weddellii (Weddell seal) is the source of this 548-nucleotide messenger RNA. RefSeq lists its product as uncharacterized. NCBI's taxonomy places the organism in Eukaryota, Metazoa, Chordata, Mammalia, Carnivora, Phocidae. The record is from RefSeq and is a predicted model, not a curated record.